GUUGUAAAAAUGGCGGCGCCUCGUCGCCCUUCUCAUCAGCAACAACAGAGCAUAUCCUCGCCAUCUCGCAGUACUUAUCUUUCCCCCACUCCUCCGGGAUCUCCUACAGUUCCCGGUGGUGGAGUAAUUUUGGCUCCAGCCGGUGCUGAACUAGACAGCGCCGGUAAUCAGGAGUUAACUCCGGCUUCCCCCGAUAUCCCCGCCCCGGCCCUGAGCAGUAGCACCAGCUCCUCUAACGUUAGUACCACCGGGGGUGGCAUUAGCGCUGGCCCCAGUCCUGACACGGACAGCACUAGCCCCGCGGGCGGCGACUGCGGGACAAGCGGGGCUUUCAGAGAGUUGUUUGAAGCCUGUCGCACUGGGGAUGUAUCGCGGGUGAAGAGGCUGGUGGAUACGGUUAACGUCAAUGCCAAGGACAUGGCUGGUCGAAAAUCCACUCCUCUGCACUUCGCUGCAGGAUUUGGGAGGAAGGAUGUUGUAGAGCACCUCCUUGAGACAGGCGCCAAUGUUCACGCCCGUGAUGAUGGAGGUUUGAUCCCUCUGCAUAAUGCCUGCUCCUUUGGCCACGCUGAGGUGGUCAGCCUGCUCCUCUGUCAGGGUGCCGACCCAAACGCCCGGGACAGCUGGAACUACACACCACUCCACGAGGCUGCCAUCAAGGGCAAAUUAGACGUGUGCAUCGUGCUGCUCCAGCACGGAGCUGACCCCAACAUACGCAACACUGACGGCAAGAGUGCCCUGGACCUGGCCGACCCGUCCGCCAAGGCUGUACUCACCGGUGAAUACAAGAAAGACGAACUCCUGGAGGCAGCUAGGAGUGGAAAUGAAGAGAAGCUCAUGGCCCUGCUCACUCCGUUAAACGUCAACUGCCACGCAAGUGACGGCCGCAAGUCCACCCCUCUCCACCUGGCUGCAGGGUACAACCGGGUCAGAAUAGUCCAGCUCCUACUACAGCACGGUGCCGACGUACAUGCAAAGGACAAAGGGGGUCUGGUUCCUCUCCAUAAUGCCUGUUCCUAUGGUCACUACGAAGUGACAGAGCUGCUGCUGAAGCACGGAGCGUGUGUUAAUGCCAUGGACCUGUGGCAAUUCACCCCUCUCCACGAAGCUGCCUCGAAGAACCGCGUGGAGGUGUGUUCCCUGCUGCUGAGCCACGGGGCUGACCCCUCCCUGGUCAACUGUCACGGGAAGAGUGCUGUGGACAUGGCCCCCACCCCAGAGCUCAAAGAGAGACUCACCUAUGAGUUUAAGGGUCACUCUCUGCUCCAGGCAGCGAGGGAGGCAGACAUGGCCAAGGCCAAGAAGACCCUUGCUCUAGAGAUUAUCAACUUCAAACACCCACAGACCCACGAGACGGCACUGCACUGUUCAGUGGCCUCUCCUCACCCCAAGCGGAAGCAGGUCACAGAGCUGCUGUUACGUAAAGGUGCCAACGUCAACGAGAAGAACAAGGACUUCAUGACUCCCCUACAUGUGGCUGCUGAGAGGGCACACAAUGACAUCAUGGAGGUGUUGCAGAAACAUGGAGCAAAGAUAAAUGCACUGGACACCCUGGGGCAGACAGCCCUGCACCGUGCUGCCAUGGCAGGACACCUCCAGACCUGCAGACUGCUGCUGAGCUACGGCGCAGACGCCUCCAUCCUCUCACUACAGGGAUUCACCGCCUCACAGAUGGGCAACGAGGCCGUGCAGCAGAUACUCAGUGAAAAUGUACCUGUGAGGAACUCUGAUGUAGACUAUCAACUCCUGGAGGCAGCUAAAGCUGGAGAUCUGGACACUGUGAAGUCAUUGUGCUCUCCACAGAAUGUGAAUUGUCGGGACCUGGAGGGUCGUCACUCCACUCCAUUGCACUUCGCCGCCGGCUACAACCGUGUGGCGUUGGUGGAGUACCUGCUGCAUCAUGGGGCCGACGUCCACGCUAAAGACAAGGGAGGUCUGGUGCCCCUGCACAACGCCUGUUCUUAUGGUCACUAUGAGGUAGCUGAGUUGCUGGUGAGACAUGGGGCGUCGGUGAACGUGGCAGACCUAUGGAAGUUCACUCCUCUCCACGAGGCUGCAGCCAAAGGCAAAUACGAGAUCUGCAAGCUGCUUCUCAAGCAUGGGGCAGACCCGACCAAGAAGAACCGUGAUGGAAACACUCCUCUGGACAUGGUGAAGGAGGGGGACACGGACAUCCAGGACCUGCUGAGAGGAGACGCUGCCCUGCUGGACGCUGCGAAGAAGGGCUGUCUGGCCCGUGUCCAGAAGCUCUGCAGCCCAGAGAACAUCAACUGUAGAGACACACAGGGACGUAACUCCACCCCCCUGCACCUUGCAGCUGGCUACAAUAACCUGGAGGUAGCAGAAUACCUGCUGGAGCAUGGAGCUGAUGUCAACGCCCAGGACAAGGGGGGUCUCAUCCCCCUCCACAACGCUGCCUCUUAUGGGCAUGUGGAUAUAGCUGCUCUCCUGAUCAAGUACAACACGUGUGUGAACGCUACAGAUAAGUGGGCCUUCACCCCGCUCCACGAGGCGGCUCAGAAAGGCCGGACCCAGCUAUGUGCUCUGCUACUGGCUCACGGAGCUGACCCUAGCAUGAAGAACCAGGAGGGACAGGCGCCACUGGACCUGGCUACGGCUGAUGACAUCAGAGCGCUGCUGAUAGAUGCCAUGCCUCCAGACGCCCUGCCCAGCUGCUUCAAGCCUCAGGCCACGGUGGUCAGCGCCUCAGUGGUCAGUACAGCGGUCAUCUCUCCAGCCUCCACGCCCUCCUGCUUGUCUGCAGCCAGCAGCAUAGACAACCUGGCCGGGUCCCUCAGCGAGCUCACUGUGGCUGGAGCCACUGGGCCUGCAGAUGGAGCCACCGGCUCCGACAGGAAGGACAAAGAGACUGUUGUAGACAUGAACAUCAGCCAGUUCCUGAAGAGCUUGGGGUUGGAGCACCUGCGUGACAUCUUCCAGAGGGAACAGAUUUCGCUGGAUGUCCUGGCUGAUAUGGGCCACGAGGAGCUGAAGGAGAUUGGGAUCAACGCCUACGGUCACCGCCACAAACUCGUCAAAGGUGUGGAGAGACUCCUGAGAGGACAGCAAGGUGCUAAUCCGUACCUGACGUUCCACUGUGCCAGUCAGGGUACGGUGCUCAUAGACCUGGCCACGGACGAUAAGGAGUUCCAGUCUGUGGAAGAGGAAUUGCAAAGUACGAUCCGAGAGCACCGGGACGGGGGCAACGCAGGUGGGGUCUUCAGCAGGUACAACAUUCUAAAGAUCCAGAAGGUGGUGAAUAAGAAGUUGAGGGAGAGAUACUCACACAGACAGAAAGAGAUCGCUGAUGAAAACCACAACCAUCACAACGAACGCAUGCUCUUCCACGGUUCUCCAUUCAUCAACGCUAUCAUCCAUAAGGGCUUUGACGAGCGGCAUGCCUACAUCGGAGGCAUGUUCGGAGCGGGCAUCUAUUUUGCAGAGAACUCCUCCAAGAGUAACCAGUACGUGUACGGGAUAGGAGGGGGCACAGGCUGCCCCACUCACAAAGACCGUUCCUGCUACCUCUGCCACAGGCAGAUGUUGUUCUGCAGAGUGACCCUGGGCAAGUCCUUCCUCCAGUUCAGUGCCAUGAAGAUGGCCCACGCCCCCCCUGGACACCACUCAGUAAUCGGCCGGCCCAGCGUCAACGGACUGGCGUACGCAGAAUAUGUCAUCUACAGAGGAGAACAGGCGUACCCAGAAUACCUCAUCACGUAUCAGAUCCUGAAACCAGAGAGCACACCCUCCCCCACAGCCGGAGCAGAACAGAAGACCUAAUCCAGACUCAACCAGACUAACACACACCCACCUUUGCUGGGAGAGAACGAAUCACAGAGACUGUUACCCAAAUCACUACUUCACACAUUCUGGGCUGAGCCGGGAUGAACAUCAGCCCCUUAAAUUAACUCUACACCCCUGGAAGGAUUUCCUCCACUAGUUUUUUGUUCUAUUUCACUCACUAUAAAUGACCGGUUCCUCAUAACCACCACCAUUUAUUUUCCCAAAUGUUUAUUUUUUAUUUUUUCCUUCGUCCUUCUUUAGUGUUUACUUGAAAAUGUUGCCUUCACUGGGAAUUGUCUAAUGUUGUCGCCUGUCUCAGAGCUCAUGCUCCCGGGUCUCUCGCUCAUGGUUGCCACUGGUGAUUGUUGACACUGGUUACGGCCAAAUAGAGAGAACCAAGCGGAUAAAGUUCAGGUUAGGUUAGAGAUGGGGACUCACAGCUCAUUGGUUAGCGGUAAGGCUCAGAGAUAAGGACUCUUGCCAGUCUGCCUUUACCUGAAUGAUAGCUUCCCCAGUGAAGCAUGACUGAGACUCCUCUACUGUACCUAUCACUCAGAUGGAUAUGUAGGUAGAAAUCAGGAUGGAUGUACUAGUAUGCAGUAUACCAGCCUCAAUCCCAGCCCUGUUUCUUCAUCAAGCCUGGCAAGGGAAGAUGCGGUACACAGACCCCAGACCCAGAUCAUGCGUGACUGAAAACAACCAAUAACCUCUCCCUUUCCGUUCCAGCACACAAAUAUAAUUUCUUUAGCUCAUCAAACAUUACACUUCAUUUAUCCUAUUAGCUCUGUAUUAUUUUAUUGUGAUAUUUCCAUGAUUGUUUUAAAAGAUGAUGUAUAAUGGGACCAUGUCACAAUGGGGACCAGACCUGGAGGUUUUUGACCCCUUUGUUUUUUAAAAGUUGAGAUGAUAUAAGAUAUCCCUCUCUGGGACCAUUAGGGGUUCCCUCUCUGGGACCAUUAGUGGUUCCUUCUCUGGGACCAUUAGGGGUUCCCUCUCCGGGACCAUUAAGGGUUCCCUCUCUGGGACCAUUAGGGGUUCCCUCUCUGGGACCAUUAAGGGUUCCCUCUCUGGGACCAUUAGGGGUUCCUUCUCUGGGACCAUUAAGGGUUCCCUCUCUGGGACCAUUAGUGGUUCCCUCUCUGGGACCAUUAGGGGUUCCCUCUCUGGGACCAUUAAGGGUUCCCUCUCUGGGACCAUUAAGGGUUCCCUCUCUGGGACCAUUAGGGGUUCCCUCUCUGGGACCAUUAAGGAUUCCCUCUCUGGGACCAUUAGUGUGUCCUUCUCUGGGACCAUUAGGGGUUCCCUCUCUGGGACCAUUAGGGGUUCCCUCUCUGGGACCAUUAAGGGUUCCCUCUCUGGGACCAUUAAGGGUUCCCUCUCUGGGACCAUUAGGGGUUCCCUCUCUGGGACCAUUAAGGGUUCCCUCUCUGGGACCAUUAGUGGUUCCUUCUCUGGGACCAUUAGGGGUUCCUUCUCUGGGACCAUUAGGGGUUCCCUCUCUGGGACCAUUAGGGGUUCCUUCUCUGGGACCAUUAGGGGUUCCCUCUCUGGGACCAUUAAGGGUUCCCUCUCUGGGACCAUUAGGGGUUCCCUCUAUGGGACCAUUAGGGGUUCCCUCUCUGGGACCAUUAGGGGUUCCCUCUCUGGGACCAUUAGGGGUUCCCUCUCUGGGACCAUUAGGGGUUCCCUCUCUGGGACCAUUAGGGGUUCCCUCUCUGGGACCAUUAGUGGUUCCUUCUCUGGGACCAUUAGGGGUUCCUUCUCUGGGACCAUUAGGGGUUCCCUCUCUGGGACCAUUAAGGGUUCCCUCUCUGGGACCAUUAGGGGUUCCCUCUCUGGGACCAUUAGGGGUUCCCUCUCUGGGACCAUUAGGGGUUCCUUCUCUGGGACCAUUAGGGGUUCCCUCUCUAGGACCAUUAAGGGUUCCCUCUCUGGGACCAUUAGGGGUUCCCUCUAUGGGACCAUUAGGGGUUCCCUCUCUGGGACCAUUAGGGGUUCCCUCUAUGGGACCAUUAGGGGUUCCCUCUCUGGGACCAUUAGGGGUUCCCUCUCUGGGACCAUUAGGGGUUCCCUCUCUGGGACCAUUAGGGGUUCCCUCUCUGGGACCAUUAGGGGUUCCCUCUCUGGGACCAUUAGGGGUUCCCUCUCUGGGACCAUUAGGGGUUCCCUCUAUGGGACCAUUAGGGGUUCCCUCUCUGGGACCAUUAGGGGUUCCCUCUCUGGGACCAUUAGGGGUUCCCUCUCUGGGACCAUUAGGGGUUCCCUCUCUGGGACCAUUAGGGGUUCCCUCUCUGGGACCAUUAGGGGUUCCCUCUCUGGGACCAUUAGUGGUUCCCUCUCUGGGACCAUUAGGGGUUCCCUCUCUGGGACCAUUAGGGGUUCCCUCUCUGGGACCAUUAGGGGUUUCUUUUCUGUUACUGGAACUGAUGGGAAAUCCCUAAAGGUUUCAGAUUGUGAAAUUGAGUUAUGUGAGAAAGUAAAGCAAGCUAUGAGACAUUACUAUUAUUAAUAUAACAUUACUUUGCACAAGAAAACACUGAACAUCUGACUUUUCAUUACCAUUUCCCAUCCAGUCAAACUCAUCUUUUAAUGGAUUUGCACUUUUAAACUGGAAUGAUUUUUAAGUUAUUUGAAAAUGUAUUGAAAAAAAGAUGUCCAGUAUUGUAGUGUGUAGCAGACGAUGCCUUUGUAAAGCUCACCCUGUUGUUAAUGGAUGAAGAGUGGGCUGUAUUAGUACUGUAAAUUAUUUGUUUGUUUUUUGGUGGGGAUGAAAGGGAUUUUUGUAGCUGUUUUUCCCGAUCUCUUUCAUGGUCACUUCCACAUUCAUCCCUCUGCUCUGUAUCCUCUUUGAGAAGUAAACAAUAACUUGUCUUGCUUCCUACUGGUUUUGUCAAUCAUUCUCUGGGAAAUAACAGUUUGAAGCAAUGGCUGGUUUGAUUGUCACAUCCUGUAGUCUGUAUUGGAGGACACUGUCUCCCUGUGUCUCCUCACUCUCACUAGCUGGGCUCUAUCUGCAUCUGCUGGUGUGGUACUCUGCCAUCCUUGCUGUUUCAGAUACCAGCUCCAGAACUGUCUGCGCUUUGACCGGGAUGUUAACCCAUCCAUUUACUACAACCUGACUAAGUCCCAAAUACUACCCUAUUCCCUAUAUAGUGCACUACUUUUGACGGGUUCCCUACUGGUCCUGGUCAAAAGUAAUGCACUAUAUAGGGAAUAGGGGGCUAUUUGGGACUGAACCCUGGUAUUAAAGGAAAACACCACUCAAACUAUAUUUUGGUAUUUGUUUCAUUAGUCUGCUGUUGAUAGUUUGUCAGCAAUCAAGUUUUCAAGAUAUAGAACUUUCAAAAUACAGAAUGUGUCCCAGUAUGAAGCGACUAAUGAAACAG
Oncorhynchus kisutch (coho salmon) is the source of this 7169-nucleotide messenger RNA. It is a transcript of the gene tnksa, whose product is annotated as tankyrase, TRF1-interacting ankyrin-related ADP-ribose polymerase a. The coding region runs from base 10 to 3780 and encodes 1256 amino acids. The record is from RefSeq and is a predicted model, not a curated record. Lineage: Eukaryota; Metazoa; Chordata; Actinopteri; Salmoniformes; Salmonidae. Gene Ontology annotation, molecular function: protein binding; NAD+ poly-ADP-ribosyltransferase activity. The transcript is spliced from 27 exons.